AUGAGUCUGCCAGGCCGUGUCACCUGCUCCAUGCUCAACUGCUUUGGUGAGGAAGGCCCACCCAGUUUGGAGUAUAUCCAGGCCAAGGACUUGUUCCCCCCGAAAGAGCUUGUGAAAGAGGAAGAGUCACUGCAGGUCCCAUUCAGUGUGUUGCAAGGCGAGGGGGUGGAGUAUCUUGGCCACGCAAGCGAUGCUGUGAUUGCCAUCUCCAACUACCGGCUGCAUAUCAAGUUCAAGGAUUCUGUGAUCAAUGUGCCUUUGAGGAUGAUGGAAAGUGUGGAGUGUCGGGAUAUGUUCCAGCUUCACAUCAUCUGCAAGGACUCCAAAGUGAUCAGGUGCCAUUUUUCCACCUUUAAGCAGUGCCAGGAAUGGCUAAAGAGGCUGACUCGAGCCAUUGCCCGACCUGCUAAGCCUGAGGACCUCUUUGCAUUUGCCUACCACGCGUGGUGCUUGGGAGUCUGUGUUGAUGAAGAGGAUCAACAUGCACAUCUCUGCCGUCCAGGAGACCAUGUGAAAUACCGGUUUGAGAUGGAGCUGCUGAGGAUGGGCUUUGACUUGCAGAAUGUCUGGCGCGUCUCUGACAUCAACAACAAUUACAAGCUUUGUUCCAGUUAUCCCCAGAAGCUGCUGGUCCCCGUCUGGAUCACCGAUAAGGAGCUAGAGAACGUGGCUUCAUUUAGAUCAUGGAAAAGGAUCCCUGUGGUGGUGUACAGACACGUGCGCAACGGGGCGGUGAUUGCGCGCUGCAGCCAGCCAGAGAUCAGCUGGUGGGGCUGGCGAAACGCGGACGAUGAGUAUCUUGUGACAUCUAUUGCCAAAGCCUGCGCUCUGAACCCCGGGGGGAGGGCACCUGCUGGGGCGCCCCACGCUGGGAGCAGCGACAGCAGCGAGGCCUGCGAUGCCGACUUUGACUCGUCCCUGACUGCAUGUUCAGGUGUGGAGAACGCAGGAACUCCUCAGAAGCUGCUGAUUCUUGACGCUCGGUCCUACACUGCGGCGGUGGCCAACAGAGCCAAGGGAGGCGGCUGCGAAUGUGAAGAGUAUUACCCAAACUGUGAAGUUGUCUUCAUGGGCAUGGCCAACAUCCACUCUAUCCGGAACAGCUUCCAGUAUCUGCGUGCUGUCUGCAGCCAGGUGCCAGACCCCAGCAAUUGGCUUUCAGCCCUGGAGAGUACCAAGUGGCUGCAGCACCUUUCUGUCAUGCUGAAGGCAGCAGUGCUGGUCUCCAGUGCAGUUGACAGAGACGGGCGUCCCGUGCUGGUUCAUUGCUCAGAUGGCUGGGACAGGACUCCACAGAUUGUAGCCCUGGCAAAGAUUCUUCUGGACCCUUACUACAGGACCAUGGAGGGCUUCCAGGUGCUUGUUGAAUCAGAUUGGCUGGAUUUUGGUCACAAGUUUGGUGAUCGCUGUGGUCACCAGGAGAAGGCUGAAGAUCAGAACGAGCAGUGCCCAGUUUUUCUGCAGUGGCUGGAUGCUGUUCAUCAGCUUCUGAAGCAAUUUCCUUGCCUCUUUGAAUUUAACGAAGCUUUUUUGGUGAAGCUGGUGCAGCACACGUAUUCCUGCCUCUACGGGACCUUCCUUGGCAACAGCCCCUGCGAGCGAGAGAUGCACAACAUCUACAAGCGGACCUGCUCCGUGUGGUCCCUCCUGCGGGCUGGCAACAAGAACUUCCACAAUCUUCUCUAUAUGCCAGGGUCUGAGCAGGUGCUGCACCCAGUGUGCCAUGUGCGAGCACUGCACGUGUGGGCAGCUGUGUAUCUCCCAGCUUCCUCACCACAUCCUCUGGGACAGGAUGACAUGGACAUUUACCCACCCCAUACAUCUCAGAGUCAGGAGUUCAGUGGCAGAUGUUUGGACAGAUUACCAAAGACAAGAUCUAUGGAUGACCUGCUCUCAGCCUGUGACUCCAGCAGCCCACUGACCCGCACAUCCAGUGACCCCAACCUGAAUAACCACUGUCAGGAGGUCCGGGUGGGCCUGGAAGCUUGGCACACCACCCCUGAGGGCACUGAGGUGCACUUGGGUGAAGGCAGUGUGGUGGUUGCAGGAGAGACGUGGCAGGUGGAGGAGCAGGAGGCAGAUGCUCCCCUGCAAGCCAGCAGUGCUUGUCCCAGACCUGCUGAGCACAGCAAGCAACCGAGCAACUGGGCUUCUGUGCCAGCAUGCAGUGUGUCCAUGGAGGCAGAAAAGGGAAGUAGAACAUACACAGAGGAGCUGGGUGGCACGUGUCCAGCUCCAAAUGCCUCCGGACAGGAAAAUGUUGACAGAGUUUCCACUAGUUCUGGAAAGGAAUUAGAAACCUGUCCCCAGGAACCUUUGAAGACUGCUGGUGUGGUAAGCAAUGGAGGAGGCUGCCCCAAGAGAAACACCACCUGCCAUGAUAUUCCCCGCCAGGAGUCCCUGGCACCAAGUGCCCCUUGUCAGGACAUCCCAGGCCAUUCCCCAGGCAUCCCCUCCUCAGAUGAAGACACCAGUAAAGGUGAAGUGGGGAGUGUUUCCUGCAAAGAGCCAGGCCGGCCGGGCAGAGCCCCACUGGAGCAACAGUGCAAACCCAUUUCCCAGAGCCAAAGCAGUGAGUUCUCCUUCCUGGGCUCCAACUGGGAUAGUUUUCAAGGAAUGGUGACAUCACUCCCCAGUGGGGACCCUGCAGCCAGACACCUCCUCUCCUACGGCUGCUGUAGCAAGAGGUUGAGCAGCAAAUCUCUACGGGCACCAGGCCUGUGCCUCAGUGGACAAUGUUCUGCCAGGGAAGCUGCAAAGGGCUCUGCCUGCCCUGGCCAGGCGGGCGCACACCCCGCGGGCCCCGCGGGGAAGCCCGGCUGCCCCUGGCUGCCCUGCCAGCUGAAGCAAGCAGCUGCUCCCCCCAAGCAUGUGCUACCAAAAUGUCCUUCCCCUGUGCCUCCUCUCUACCUGGACGAUGACGGGCUCCCCUUCCCCACGGAUGUGGUUCAGCUCAGGCUGCGGCAGAUCGAGGCCGGUUACAAGCAGGAGGUGGAGCAGCUGCGCCGGCAGGUGCGGGAGCUGCAGCUGCGCCUGGACAUCCGCCACUUCUGUGCCCCGCCGGCCGAGCCCCCCAUGGACUACGAGGAUGACUUUACAUGUUUGAAGGAAUCGGACAGCAGCGACACUGAGGAUUUCUGUUCUGAUCAUAGUGAAGACUGCUUGUCAGAAGCGAGCUGGGAGCCUGUAGAUAAGAAGGAAACUGAGGUCACACGGUGGGUUCCAGACCACAUGGCUUCGCACUGUUUUAACUGUGACUGUGAAUUCUGGCUGGCCAAACGGAGGCAUCACUGCAGGAACUGUGGGAACGUGUUUUGUGCUGGCUGCUGCCAUCUGAAGUUGCCUAUCCCUGAUCAGCAGCUGUAUGACCCUGUCCUCGUUUGUAACUUCUGUUAUGACCACAUCCAAGUGUCUCGUGCCAGGGAGCUCAUGAGCCAGCAUCUGAAGAAGCCCAUUGCCACAGCUUCCAGCUGAAUGCCAGACAAGGGACCUGUCUAAGCCCAGCCUUUUCUCUCAUGGGUUUGAACAGUGACGCUGCCUCCAGUGUCAUUGUGAAGGCCAUUGGUGCAACACUUGAACACCAAGCUUGAAUGCACUGUCUUCAGCAGUCUUACUGUCAGUCUGGAGCAGAGGAGCUGAGAUUGGAGAGUUUGGUGUGUUCCCCCUGCUCUGGUACUGGCAGGCCCAUACAUUGUAGUCUGACAACCUAGGGCUAAAGAGGGGGUUACAACCUCUUUUGUGGGCUGGAAAGCAACAUUUUUGCAGAUACUGCCUGUGCAAAGGACCCCCAAAGCAAUAGAAAGGCAUGUUUAGAACCAACCCCCCUACAAAGGCAGGCUGCUCUAGAAGGAAGAGGGCAGCUCCAGGUGGUAUCAUGUGCUCUGGAAGGGCCUCAGCCUGGAGCAAUUCUGU
Chaetura pelagica (chimney swift) is the source of this 3912-nucleotide messenger RNA. It is a transcript of the gene MTMR4, whose product is annotated as myotubularin related protein 4. Gene Ontology annotation, molecular function: metal ion binding; phosphatidylinositol-3,5-bisphosphate 3-phosphatase activity; protein phosphatase binding. Bases 1 to 3474 code for a protein of 1157 amino acids. The record is from RefSeq and is a predicted model, not a curated record. The transcript is spliced from 18 exons. Lineage: Eukaryota; Metazoa; Chordata; Aves; Apodiformes; Apodidae. Gene Ontology annotation, biological process: regulation of autophagy; dephosphorylation.